AUGAGCUUGACGAAAUUUAAAAGCCACAGCGCUGGAUUUAUUCUUGACGUAGGUCAAGGUCAGAUUUUUUACAAAGCUUUGUCAUAUCUUGAUAUACAAACACAUUUCAUUUCAAAGUGUCCUCUGCUGAACGUUAUUUUAAACAGAACUGCUUUGCCUAUGCGUGAUACAAUUCCGAUCUCAUCAGAUAACCAGAUAGCAUUUGCUGGAUGUAGCACAACUGGGUGUGAUCAGUGUGUGAAAGUUUUAAGAAAAAUGAAUUCCUUUGAUAACGCUGUGGAUGGCGAUCAGACCAACCCACGACAAACUGAAAUUGAACAGAAAAAGCUAGAUAUUGCCUGCUUGAAACACAGUUUGGAGAUUAAUCGUGUUGCACUUAGCAAGACAAUAUGGGAUAUACGUAAUCAUUGCUUCACAAACGCCCAAAAUGAUCCCUUACUCUGUCCACCAAAAGAUAAUCCGUAUAAAACACAAAGAUCAUGUACUGUUAUAUAG
Trichobilharzia regenti is the source of this 495-nucleotide messenger RNA. NCBI's taxonomy places the organism in Eukaryota, Metazoa, Platyhelminthes, Trematoda, Strigeidida, Schistosomatidae. The record is from the annotation of a GenBank genome assembly.